UAGUAAUGAACCCAUCCAUGAUUUUUCUGUGGGACCAGAUGGAACAGUUAUUACUUCCGAUAGUGUUGAAGACUUAUAUAUUAGAAGUAACAUUGAUUCAUGGAGGAGAUUGAUGGAAGCUAUUUUCAUAGCAAUAUUUCCAUUUGCGAUUAUAAUAAGGUUUUUACUACAGAUAAUUCCAAUUUAUUUGUAGGUAGUUAUUAUAAUAACGUAUACUCCUUGGAAAUACUUGACAGAGGCACCUAUUAUCAGAUUUCCUGUGCUUUUCAUGAUAAAUCAUUGUGGUUCAUAGGUUCUGGACAUUAUAUUUAUUUAUAUAUCAAUAAUUAUAAAAAAAUUAUUCGAUCAGAAGUUCAAUUUAAACAAAUUAAAGCGCUCUCUGAACAACAUGCGAUUGGAAUCGAUUAUAAUUAUACCUUAUGGGAAUAUAUUAAUGGUACUUGGACUUGGAUCAGGAAUAAUGUUAGAACUGCAUCUAUUAAUCAUAAUGGUGAUAUUUUUUACAUUGAUAAUAACAAUUUUAUUUAUAAAAUAAGUAAAAAUUAGUUUGAAGGUUUUUGGGUAUUAUUAUUUUUAUUACCAACAUUAUUAUGUUAUUUAUUACAAAAAAAAAUUAUUAUUUUAUCAGAGCAUUCUAAUUAGGAUAAAAUCUUGUAUUGAAG
Messenger RNA from Rhizophagus irregularis DAOM 181602=DAOM 197198, 662 nucleotides. RefSeq lists its product as uncharacterized. Lineage: Eukaryota; Fungi; Glomeromycota; Glomeromycetes; Glomerales; Glomeraceae. The record is from RefSeq and is a predicted model, not a curated record.